CUCCGCAUCCGCAUCUACAUCUGCAUCUGCAUCUGAUCUGCAUCUCACUGACUUCGCAUCUGCAUCUGUACAAAGCCAUUCCAUUAACCCACAACCGAGUACCCAGAGUAAUCCGCAUCUCCAACGCCUCCAGCAAGCAGAUCCUGCUGAAGAAUCACCAGGACGCUAUUCUGCAGCUCCAGGGCCAUUCUCCGUCGCCUCCCCUGUCCUUCGGCGCCGCAUCGAUGGCGGACAGCAGGGAACGGAUUCGUGGACCCUCCAGGGAUGGUCGCGAAUUCCUGACCAGUCCGCGUCAGGUUCUUCGUCGUCUGAUGCUCCUCUCGGAGGGCAGGCAGUACAGGGAGGCUGCUGGCGUGGUGGGCAGACUGGGUCCCUCGGUUCUCAGAUCAGUGAUCGCCGAGCUCCCGCUGGACCUGCUGUUGGAGCACCUGCCUCACAGUGCCUACCUUCUGGAGUCUUUUUUUACCAGAUUGACCACCCUGAACACCACUCCCAAGCCAGAUGUGCCUAGUGAAACGGUGGCCUGGCAAUUGGUGCGUCUGUUCGCUAAUCCGCAUGAAUCGGGACUCCGACAGAGAUGCACUCGACUGCUCCAGGCCUUGGCUCAGUACGAACCAGGGCUCCGGCAGACUUUAAGGGAAAGGAGACGUAGUUUUGACAAUGCUGUACAAGGUCUUGGGGUCCAUGGGCUCACCACCGAUGCCUCUGGUCAGCUUAUUUCUCUACAUGUAGCCCUGAAAACCGAGCUCCAACGCCAUGUAGAUACCUACAAGAUGGCCAUUCACAAGCUGGAGGAGCUGAGCAUGGUGACGGUCAACCAAGACCCUGCUCACUCCUCCCACCAACGAUUGUUGGCUAUCAAUUAUGGGGACAUUCAGCAGCGACUGAUCGACAACAAGACCCUGCUCACAAUGCUGGACAAGCCGGCUCUGAAGCAGCUGCAAACGCUGGUCGAGAAUCUCAGCACGCGGGUGGAGAACGACAAGGAGGUGCUCACGUGCGUGGGUCAGGUGCGUCGUCUGGACUCACAGGCGCUCGUGGAGAAGCGCCCUGCCGCCGGUCUGCUGAUGAACUUCUCCCGCGGUUGCGAGGUGGUGCUCAACAUGAUGGGUCCUGAGGGAGGUCCUCCGGGCUCCUCCCACUCCAUUGGAAAGAACACUCCCCCAGGCGGCGCCAGCACGAGCAGCUGCAGCGAUGGAUACCAUUCGGACGACUCUGGAAGCGAUGACGGCAGCGAAAUGGUGUCGCUCUAUCGGAAUCUCUACGUCGAGAACCGAGCGGACGCCUUGGAGGCGUUGGACAGUCUUCCCCAGAUAAAACACGCGCACAGCCUCAAGGGGAAGAUACUCUUCUCCAUGAUCGUGCUCUCCUUCCGCCUGUGCCACGGGAUGCGGGAGCGGAAGGUCCUGGAAGUUCGGCGGGUUCUGAAUUGCCCCUUGGACAGUAGUAGUGAGACCACCUUAUCCCUGGACAGGUCCGUUCGACAGCACCUCUUCGAGACCGCCGAAAGUUUCCCGCUGGGCGAGAUCGAGCGGUCGGUAUUCAACCAGGUGCUAUCUACUCUGCACGAGUACCCCUGCCUGGAGUCCUGCCCCCCGUUGACGCACUACGUCAGUGCCUGUGUCCGCCUGGCCUGGAGGAUGAUCAACCAGAAGGCGCCCUACUACCUGGACAUGGACUUCAACCUGGGCUUCCUGAGGCCCGAGAAACACGAGCGGCAUCCCCAGGCGGACCGGCGAUCGGAUCUGAUAAAGGCCUUCCUCUGGCCCGCCCUGAUGCAGAACAACCAGUGCGCCUUCAAGGCGGUAGUGGCCACCUGAGGAUCGUCUUAAGCUAACCCCAUUUGUACAUACUUGCCCUCUCUUAUGCAAUAAAGAUUUGACCCCUA
Messenger RNA from Drosophila mauritiana, 1888 nucleotides. RefSeq lists its product as uncharacterized. The coding region runs from base 225 to 1820 and encodes 531 amino acids. Lineage: Eukaryota; Metazoa; Arthropoda; Insecta; Diptera; Drosophilidae. Gene Ontology annotation, biological process: mitophagy by internal vacuole formation; mitochondrial protein catabolic process. The record is from RefSeq and is a predicted model, not a curated record. The transcript has 5 exons. Gene Ontology annotation, cellular component: mitochondrial outer membrane.